Sinocyclocheilus grahami is the source of this 793-nucleotide messenger RNA. Its product is annotated as glucose-fructose oxidoreductase domain-containing protein 2-like. The annotation marks the transcript as partial. The transcript is spliced from 3 exons. NCBI's taxonomy places the organism in Eukaryota, Metazoa, Chordata, Actinopteri, Cypriniformes, Cyprinidae. The record is from RefSeq and is a predicted model, not a curated record.
ACACACAGCAAUGAAAAGUGAGCACAGCAGCAGCAGUAGUACUGUGAGGUUACACAAUACACAUGAAACAACGUACCGUGAUUUCAAGACGGCCGAAGAAUGCCCCAUUCGUCGAGGGGGUGGGAGGCGUGACGGGUUUGUCCUGUUUUUCCUCCUGCUGUUGAGAUGACAUGAGAGCAGAGCCCUGACUAAAGUGGAGCAGAAAGGGAGGGAGGUGUCCACCAUCCUCUGGCCAUCAUCAUUCUCCACAGCGGCGCCAUCGUAUCCCAGGGCUUUGUUUUGAGGCCAAGCAUCUGUGUCAAAAGAGAUUACAUUAGCAGUGUGGAAUGAGACACAGAGUUGCUUGUAAGUUAGAAUAAUGUUGCCGGGCGUGGGUGUAUUUGGAACCGGGCAGACGGUACGUGCCUUAGUGCCAUUGCUCCAAAAGGAAGGCUUCCCUGUUCAGGCUGUUUGGGGCCUUUUUCUCUCAUUUUCAAAGGUAUGUGAAGCACGUGUUUAUGGAGGCUCGCUGCUCAGCCAAUCAUAUGGAUGGGCAUGGGAGGAGCUGAUGGGGGGAGGUGGCCUGCAUACAGUUGGCUCCUGCAUCAUUGACCUCCUGAGCCACCUCACGGGACGUCGGGCUGUGCGAGUGCAUGGAAUGCUCCGGACUUUCGUACGUCAAGGUGGCCCAGUGGGAGGGAUUCGUUCUGUGACUGCAGAUGACUACGCUUGCUUUCAGCUGCUGAUGAAUGGAGGCGUGGUUUGCAGCGUGACAUUAAACUUCAAUCUACCUGGCACAGAUGUGCAUGAGAUC